This is a messenger RNA of Cydia splendana, 2577 nucleotides long. RefSeq lists its product as uncharacterized. The transcript has a single exon. Bases 37 to 2577 code for a protein of 846 amino acids. NCBI's taxonomy places the organism in Eukaryota, Metazoa, Arthropoda, Insecta, Lepidoptera, Tortricidae. The record is from RefSeq and is a predicted model, not a curated record.
CAACAAUAUUUUUUCAGGAGCAAAGAUUACUCAAAGAUGUGCAGUUCCAAACAAAAAGAUCCAGGAGAGCAAAUGGUAGAAGCUAUCGAAAACUGGUGCAACAAUUUGCCAAUAAAAGAAGAAAAUAAUGAAUCUACGAAAGCUAAGAAGGAACAAAUUGCUAUAAAUAUAUAUCAAAUAUUAGCAUCCCUUAAUGAUGACUCUCGACUUGCUAAUGAUAAUCAAAAGCUUAAAAAUAUGUUGAGUAACGAAAUUGAAGAACAGUUAAGUAAUUUAUCAGAUCAUAAAGGUAUCAACAAGAACAAAGAAAAGUUAAAAGCUGAUUUAAUUAAUAAAAUAAUGGAAAUAAAGACCAUGAUUAAAGACAUAACUGCUGGUGAUGAUUAUGUUCAGAGUCUUGAAAAUUCUAUAGACACUUCAUUACAUAAUCCUCAUCGUCAGUCUCCUAAGUGUGAUCCCGUUUAUGAACUAUUUAAAAAGCGGAUGGUUAUGCUUUGGCUUUUAGAAAAUUAUGACUAUGCUGUUGACUAUCAAUCUAUGAAGUACAAAAAACACCUUUCGUCGGAAGUACAUUCACUAUCCGAAGAAGUUCAAAGUAGAAAUCUUUUUCCAGGAGGAAAGGAUGAGAUGAUGAACGAUAUAAUGAGCGCGUUUUAUACGGCCACUCCUCCCAAUCAAAAUGCAAUAUUUGAUGAAAUUGAAUAUAUAAAACUUAGAUGUGAAAUUGAAAUAUGGGCAAACGAAUUGCCAUUAAAGGAGGCUUCAAAUUAUAACAAAGUAUUGGAACGUGACCAGAUACUGACUAUAUUGAGUAAAUUGUUGUUCGAUAUAAUAAAAAAAGAAGAAUGUAAUGCAGGCGAACAAAUGCUAUUGGAAAUAAUGAAUUGGACACAAAAAUUGCCGCUAAUAUCGACAGAGAAGAUUAACGUGACCAAAUACUCUGAAUUACUUAUGUGUUUUCUAAAAGCAACUGCAGACUCAAGGAAAUGCCAAAGACAAUCCGAACCAAAAAACCUCACUGUUGUAGAAGAAACUUUGACUAAUUUAAAAUCUGACGAUGCAGUAUUAUCUAAAAGAAAUCUAGGAAAUACAAGUCAAAUCGCUGGACCAAGCAAUCCCAAAUCUUGUGGUGGUGGUGGUGGUGGUUGCGGUGCAUCGUUACAACAACUUGUAUAUCUAAUUAAUAACACUAUAAUUAACUGGUGUGCUCAAUUGCCAUUGCAAUACGGAGUUUGUGAUGAAGCUAAUGUAGUACAAAACACAAAAGAGCUUGUUUCACAAAGAUUAUUCAGGUUUGUAACCGAGUUGAACUAUCGACCGAAUACGUUAAACGAUGCAGGAUUAUAUGAGUACCAUUUGAAUUUAGAGAUAGAACGUAUUCUUACACAGUUGGCAAAUGAUCGGGCCUACUGGGAAGAACAACGUAGUAGAAACGAGAGGAAAUACCAGCUCAUAAACGCGCUUAAAGCAAUAAGACCUUUAGUCCAAGAGCUAAAAGAUCAAGAACUUUAUAAAGAAAAGCUAAAACACACAAUAUCAAGUUUCAAUGAAUCGAUGGCACACACACAGCAUUCAGGGGUACAAUUAAGCGAAAAAACACAAAUGGCUAUUUUAGAUGAUUUCAUACAAUACAAUAAUCACAAAGGAGAUUUUGAAAACCAAGAGCUCCAUAAAUUGAAAAUAAGCGAUGUACUGAAGAAUGAAUUAAACGAAGACGUAGAUCCGUUAUUAACAGCCAAUCGUCUAAUUUGUGAAUUAUCUAAAGUGGGAUUUCCAGCUCAAUCAGCUAAACAGAGAAGAUAUUCGGAACCAAACCCAAUUGGUUUUAACAAUUUGCAUUCAGCUACCGCAUCAAGACGCCAUUCUCUACCCCCGUUACAAAAUUCCUAUCCAAGAUUUGUGAAAUCUCAAAAUUUGAUCCCACAUGAACAGCCUAAUAUGGCAUUCCCAGGACCAUCCUCAUAUCCUCAAAGAUCCUCUUUGUCUACGUCUCUGCCAGUUCCAAUGUGUCAAAGACCGCCUGAUUUUCAACGAAGUCUACCUUUUACAUCAGAAACAUUUCCCCCGGCUCUUCCGCAAGAACUUCCAGUUUUAUACCGGGCUUCUGCCCUUGACAUACGAGCAUUUCCUUUGCCUCCUCCCGAGUUAAAUAUGACACACAACUCACACAUUUAUCAAUCUCCAGUUCAAGGACCCCAAACAGCAUUUCCUUUGCCUCCUCCCGAGUUAAAUAUGACACAUAACUCACACAUUUAUCAAUCUCCAGUUCAAGGACCCCACACAUUUUACAGAGGAACGGAAAAUCAACAAAACUCUGUCAGAGAGUUUGCUGAGCAAUCUUUUAAUGGACAAGCACCAAUUGUUGAACAUCAUGAACGAACACCAAUUGUUGAACACCAAAUGUCACCGGAAAAUAUAGGAGCUAGAGUUAGAACUACAGCAAGGAUCCGCAACGGACCACGCUCUUCGUCACAAUGUCCGGCAGAACGGCAGGGUGUUGCCAGACAAGAAUAUUGUGAAACAUGUGAUAGAGACGAUGAUUGCGCUUACUAUAUGCCGUAUCCUCCGUAUUUCUGA